Messenger RNA from Ooceraea biroi (clonal raider ant), 1626 nucleotides. Its product is annotated as 2-oxoglutarate and iron-dependent oxygenase domain-containing protein 3. Gene Ontology annotation, molecular function: L-ascorbic acid binding; oxidoreductase activity, acting on paired donors, with incorporation or reduction of molecular oxygen; iron ion binding. Gene Ontology annotation, cellular component: membrane. NCBI's taxonomy places the organism in Eukaryota, Metazoa, Arthropoda, Insecta, Hymenoptera, Formicidae. The record is from RefSeq and is a predicted model, not a curated record.
CUGUCUGUCGCAUCCUCUUAUACCGACUGAGCUUCCUGUCUGAACAGUCUGAAUUUUCAAUUUGUUAUAAUAUACAUAUAUUCAAUUGAUAAUGCUUUUUAAAGAAUAAUACUUGCGUUAAUGUGUUCGCAUAGAAGGCUAAUAUAAAGAUAUAUUUGAAAAUAAGAAAUUAAUACUGCGUCGGUAAAACAGAUUCCAGGAAUCUUCGAACACUCGAUCAAAUCUGCAAUUACCUUCAGUACAAUUGCAACUGAUCGAUAAUGUCAGAGCUCUUCAAUUAUCCCCAGGCAUCAAGGAAGGUCACACCACUCCCGUACGCGGUUCUCUAUGUUUAUAAUAUUUUUAGUCUCUCGUCGAUAUUACGAGAUUGUGUACACAGUUUGACGUUUGCAUCUGACAUGUGUGGAGAGUCAGAUUGAAAAGUUAAUAAACAUUCGCUUAACGCAAUGGUGCAAGACGCAAAGAGAUCGAAGAAAAAAAGCGCACAAAAGGAAAAUAAGAUUCAAGAGGAGAACAAGGCGGAAAAGCCAAUCAAGUCCGCCGAGUUAAAAUAUGGACCCCUUGUAACUUUUCCAUAUCAAAGAGUAUGGUCCAGAUGCGUUCUGAUACUCGGAGUACUGUUAAUAGUUUGGUAUAACACUAGGCAAGGCAAGGAAGUGUCCUUAGCGAAGCAGAGAGAUGUACUGGUAAGUCGUACGCAGAAUGUUGACUGCUCUGUGGAUUAUAAGGACGAGUUAGAGAAAUAUCCAGGCUGUGCACCGGAAACGUGUGGCAGAGUCGUUACUGACAAGCUGGCCUCAACGACAGAGGUAGACGUUUUACUAAAACUAGCGAGAAGUGGAUUAGAUUUGGGUGGACACGAUGGCAGCGCAAGUAUCUUGGAUCUCCAUUCGGGUGCUCUUAGCAAGGGUCAAGGAUUUAUCAAUGUCUUUAAGCAGCCAGAGGCAAAGAAGAUAUUUAACAGCGUAGAUCUAGCAAUUUACAAAGUAGUCAAAAUGAAAAUACAGCACGCAGUAGCGCACAACUUUGGCGUAGACGUAAAUAAGAUCUACCUGACGAAACCAACGUUCUUCUCACGACUGACCAACAAGUUGCCAAAGAGCGUACAUGAUGAAUACUGGCAUCCACAUAUCGAUAAGGAGACGUACGAAUCGUUUCAUUAUACCACUUUAUUGUACCUGAAUGAUUACGAUAAGGAUUUCGAAGGUGGCCGAUUUAUAUUUAUCAAUAAGAAUAACGUAAACACGACACUAGAACCGAGGAAAGGGAGAGUAUCAAUCUUUACCUCGGGCAGCGAAAAUCUACAUCUAGUCGAGAAAGUAACAUCUGGCACCCGUUACGCUUUGACCGUGUCCUUCACGUGCGAUCAAGGUGCUGCGAUAUCCGAUCCGCAUUUUACCGAUACAUCGAGUUAAAAUGAUAUUUCUUCUACUGUGUUAUUCGUGUCAUUUAUGCUGUCUUUAUCAACAUUAAUCGUAAACAUUUCCAUUAUGCAUUUACGUGAAGUCAUUUUUUACAAACAUAAAGCAACGAUAGCUUAUUAUAUAUAUAAUGUUAAAUUUGUGUAUCGAACAGUAUUGUAACGGCGCGUAUCAAGAAGGAAUAAACGAUUGUUAUUAUUAUCAU